AUGGAAAGUGAAGUGAAGUUUUCGAGUUGUAGGGGCGUAUCAUUCGAGAUUAAGCCCCGUGCAGAUCCAUUUGCUAUUACUACACCUGAAAGAGCUCCCGAGAUGACCAACUACGGAAGCAAGAGAUUUUGGCUUCCGUGGUCUCACGGAGGCUCGUCUUUGGUCGCUCUGUCGUCACUGAUUCAGCCAUCCACGAGCAAAGAUAGUAGCCACUAUUGCGACCUUGAUCUUGAUGAUGAUUAUGACGAACAAAGCGAUAUUGUUUUGGAAACGCUCGAGAGAGGCAGUUACGUGGAGCCUGAAAAACACCCAGAGCGAAAGCAAGCCGAAGCGGACGCAGAGGCGUCGAGGCUGUCAAGGCUGUCGGUCAUACUCCUCGACCAAGGGCUGUUCACAGUGUACAAACGGCUAUUCAUCAUUUGCUUGACCCUAAAUGUCGUUGCACUCAUCCUCGCGGUGACUGGUCACUUCCCUUAUGCGAGGAACCGGGCCGCCCUCUUCUCCAUCACCAACAUCUUUGCCCUUACCCUGUGCCGGAGCGAGGCCUUCUUGCGUGUCGCCUUCUGGCUCGCCGUGGAGCUACUCGGCCACCCGUGGGUCCCGCUCUUCGUCAAGACAGCCACGACCUCCCUCCUGCAGAGCCUCGGUGGGAUCCACAGCGGGUGUGGCGUCUCGUCGCUCGCGUGGCUGGUCUACGCCCUAGUCCUAACCCUAAACGACCGGGACAACACGUCGCCUGAGAUCAUCGGGGUCGCAUUGGCGAUCCUUGCGCUCAUCGCCCUCUCUUGCCUUCUCUGGGGUUUCGUCAUCCUCACCGUCGCGUACGACCCAAGGACGAAGAGUUACAAGAGCGACGGGCUGGGGUCGAGGUUGGUGAGGCGACAAGAGUUUUGGUUCACGAUGGGGAUUACGGUUUUGAUAAUAAUACCGUGGGUGACGGUGAGGAGAGUGCCCGUCAAGGUGUCUUCUCCUUCAGGGCAUGCCUCCAUAAUCAAGUUCCAAGGGGGAGUCAAAGCAGGCAUAUUGGGUCGGAUCAGCCCCUCCCCGCUAUCUGAGUGGCAUGCCUUCGGCAUCAUCUCUGAUGGCAAGGAUGAGCACAUUAUGCUCGCUGGAGCUGUCGGUGACUUUACAAAGUCCCUCGUCACUGACCCACCGACCCACCUCUGGGUCCGCCAAGUCCACUUUGCGGGCUUACCCUACCUUGCCAACAUGUUCAACCGGGUCCUGUUGGUUGCCACUGGCUCUGGCAUUUGCGUCUUCCUAUCAUUCCUCCUCCAACCGUGCAGAGCGAGCAUUUGCUUGUUCUGCCACUCGAGCGACAGGGUGAUUGUGCAUGACACAGCAGUGCACGGGCGGCCAAACGUGGCGGAGAUGAGCGUGGGCAUGGUGAAGAAGUGGGGCGCUGAAGUGGUGAUUGUCACGAGCAACCCCAAGGGAAGUAGGGCCGUGGUGAACGCGUGCAAGAGCAAGGGUAUUGCCGCUUUUGGUCCCAUUUGGGAUUCUUGA
Eucalyptus grandis is the source of this 1506-nucleotide messenger RNA. RefSeq names its product adenylate-forming reductase 03009. Lineage: Eukaryota; Viridiplantae; Streptophyta; Magnoliopsida; Myrtales; Myrtaceae. Bases 1 to 1506 code for a protein of 501 amino acids. The record is from RefSeq and is a predicted model, not a curated record. The transcript is spliced from 4 exons.